AUGUCACAGCUGGAGGAUGUGGUUUCCAGCAUAAAGCCCCUGGAAGUUCAGGGGCUCUUCCCUCAGAAGCAGAGAGCGGGACGGAGCGGCCGCGAGUUCCGGCGGCUCCGCAGCAGCAGCGCUUCUCUCGAUCGCCCGGCUCAUGCCGCGUCCCGCAAGGCGCCCGUGGGUGGCUCUGGCCCCUGCCCGCCCCUGCCCGGCCCUGCCCGGCCCGCCGCGCUCUCGCCUCCGCCAGGCUCCCUCUGGCCUGGCCGUGGCGCCUCUGCACGACUCCGCCCGCAGCCGCCCCGCGGCCGCCCGGCUCCCGCCCCGUCCCCGGGAGCUGCCCCCGGAGCUUUCCCGAUCCGAGCUCCGCCGCCCGUCAGUUCGGCCGCCGGCCCCGAGCCGCCGGUGUCCGGGCCGUUCGUGCGGCCCGGUCAGAAUGGCGAGAGCGCGGUGCCGCCCGCUCGGGCGGAGUGGCCUCCCCUGGAGCAGCUGUACCGGCAGGGCCCGCUGCUGGGCAGCGUUUACUCCAGGACCCGACUCGCCGACGGUGUCCCGCACAAGGGCGCCCUUGUGCCCCUGGAGCUGGCGCUGCUGUGGAUGGUGUCGUGGCCUGGCUUCCGCGGCGUCGUGCGGCUCCUGGACUGGCUCGAGGUGCCCGAGGGCUUCGCGCUGGUCAUGGAGCGUCCGGAGCGCUGUCAGGAGCUCUGGUACUUCCUGCACGAGCGGGGGUUCCUGACGGAGCCCGUGGCGCGGGGGCAGUUCGGCCAGGUGCUGGAGGCGGGGCGGACUCACUGCAGCAGCCGCCGCGUCCUGCACCGCCACAUCAAGGCCGAGAACGUCCUCGUCCACCUGGCCACCGGCGAGGCGAAGCCCAUCGACUUCGGGUGCGGCACGAUCCUCCAGGACACGUUCUACACCCGGAUGCCAGGAAUGCCAGAGUACAGCCCCCCGGAGUGGAUCCUCUUUGGCUGCUACCAUGGCCAGCCAGCCACCAUCUGGUCCUUGGGCAUCCUGCUGUAUGAGCUGGUCUGCGGGCACCUUCCUUUCCACCCCAGUGGGGACAUCAUCUGGGGCCAGCUCUCCUUCCCGCCCCGGAUGUCUCAAGAAUGCCAGCACCUCAUCAGGUGGUGUUUAUCCAUGGAUCCCACAGACAGACCAUCCUUGGAAGACCUUUUUGAGCAUUCUUAACUACAGGACCCCCAUGUGGCCCAGGAGACAGCAGAGAUCCAUCCCUCUGCACAGUAGGAUCCAGCAAGUACCAGCUGCAUGUAUCUCGUGGCCCUGGAUGAAAACCCCAGAGCAUUUCCCUGUGGCUGUGGCACAGAGGAGAGAGUGCAGCCUAGGAGAUGCUUCCACUGGUCCCUGGCAAGGUGUGGAGGGAGCUCAGUGCUCCCUGUCCUGUUGGAGAAUUGGUGGCAGAGCGGUGAAGUUGCCACAGACUGGAAAAGGGGAAACAUCCCCCUGCAGCUCAAUGGCAUCGUGAUGUCCCCACAAGCCGAGGCACAGCUGAUGUGUUCUUCUGGAGCGUGAUGUGGAGCUGGGAACACCAUCCUGGAGCUGGCUGCUGGCAGGGCAGAGCCGAUUGUCUUUGGCUGCGGCCCCUGCCUGGAGGACACGCUCUGCACCCCGAUGGAAGCAAGAUGAGUCCCCAGCCGGUGCAGGGACGGGGGAUGCUCGUGCUUCCAGGCAUGGCAGGGCUCGGCUGGACCAGGUGCUGGAGGUUCCCUGCUCAGUGGCGGUGGGGAAUAUUAAUUUUUCUGCUGGUCCCCAAGCUGCUUUUUGUCAGGACAGGGGAUUGGAUGUUGUGGAAGGGGAACUGGCUCGUGGCCUUGCUGACAGCUUCUGCCAGCCAGCCUGG
Messenger RNA from Melospiza melodia melodia, 1843 nucleotides. Its product is annotated as serine/threonine-protein kinase pim-3-like. Gene Ontology annotation, cellular component: cytoplasm. Gene Ontology annotation, molecular function: ATP binding; protein serine/threonine kinase activity. The record is from RefSeq and is a predicted model, not a curated record. NCBI's taxonomy places the organism in Eukaryota, Metazoa, Chordata, Aves, Passeriformes, Passerellidae. Gene Ontology annotation, biological process: protein autophosphorylation; regulation of mitotic cell cycle; negative regulation of apoptotic process.